CUCUUCCGGCGAAGUCAUUUUGUUAUCCACUUGCGUGGUUGCUGAGUGUAUUUUAUUUAAGUGAAAAGAAAAUAAAUUAACUAAUUAAUUUAAUAAAAUUCUGCAUUUCUAAUUAUUGUGAGAUCAAAAGUAUAAAAAAUGGCAGAUAAAGAUAGGAAUGAUGUUGAAAUGAAUGGAGAAGAUUUUUCUAAAGAUGUUGAGCAGCAAGUCAAUGGAGAAGAUCACGGUCAAAAUGGUGAUUCAGGCGCUCCAGGACGAGAUGAUGAUAGAAAACUGUUUGUUGGAGGACUAAGUUGGGAUACAACUGAAAAGGAAUUGAGAGAACAUUUUGGUCAAUAUGGUGAAAUUGAAAGUAUAAAUGUUAAAACAGAUCCACAAAGUGGCAGAUCAAGGGGUUUCGCCUUUAUAGUAUAUUCGUCUGCAGAUUCAAUCGAAAAAGUUGUAGGAGUUGCAGAACAUGUCAUCAAUAAUAAAAAAGUUGACCCCAAAAGAGCUAAAGCCAGACAUGGUAAAAUAUUUGUUGGUGGUUUAACAACUGAAAUCAGCGACGACGAAAUUAAAACAUUUUUCGAACAAUUCGGAAAGAUUGUUGAAGUUGAAAUGCCAUUUGACAAACAAAAAAAUCAACGCAAAGGAUUUUGUUUUAUAACUUUUGAAUCAGAAAUAGUUGUUAAUGAAUUAUUGAAAACACCAAAACAGACAAUAUCUGGUAAAGAAGUUGAUGUUAAGAAAGCCACUCCAAAACUGGACACUAUGCCAAUGGGAAUGGGAAUGGGUAUGGGAAUGGGUAUGCGCGGUGGAAUGCGGGGUGGUCGCGGAGGACGAGGUGGACGAGGAGGUUAUGGACAAGGAUGGAGUAAUCAAAGCUAUGGUAGUUAUGGCCAAGGAUACGGCUAUGGUGGCUAUGAUGGCUACGGCGGUGGUUAUGAUUACUACGGUGGAUAUGGUGGUUAUACAGGUUAUGAAGGAUAUCCUGGAUAUGGAAAUUAUGGUAAAUACACCUCCUCCUACAAUCAAUCAACAUAUCAAAACCAUUCUGCCUACAAUAGUAAAAACAAUAGCUAUCAUUAAGAAAAUAACCAAUUAACGAACAAAAUCAAAAAAUUUAAUAAUUUCUACAACACAAGAGCACUUUACUUCCACUCAUAUUUUUUUUAAUAUAAACUUACGACCUCAAUUAUUCUUUUAUUUCGUUGACAGAAAUUAUUAAAUUUCUUGACUUAAUUAAUAGAUAUUAGGCAAAUCAACAAAAUAUUAAUAAAGCCUUUUGAAAAAAAGGAAAAUUGAAACCAAAACGAAAAAUUUUGAUUUGAUUUUUUAACCCUUUCAGAAUAAUAAUUAAAUUAUGAAUAUAUAUCUGGGGAAAAAAUAUUUGUAUUAGCCAUUACAUACUUAUACUUACAUACGGUGUCGGUAAUAUUUUUUUAAUACGAUUUUUUUUUUUUUAUUUUUAAUCGAUCGUUGAUUUUUCUUAAUUUCAAAUUUUUAAAUAUUUUAUUUAAUAUAAGUCAACUUUUUUAAUAUUUUUUAUAUUUUAUUUGAUUUGUGUAAGGUUGCUAAAUAUACCCACAUUAAUUAUACAUAUUAGUUGUUUUUUAAAAUUUAACUCUUUGUUUAUAAUUUGUAUAUUUUUUGUUAGUAAUACUGAAAUAGUUAUCACAGAUAUAUAUUUAAGGCUUUUGAAUAUCAAAAGAAAUAACAUAAUAUGAAAAGGGUUAAAAUUAUUAAUUACAAGUAAUAUUGAAAAAUAUUUUUGAAAUUCAACAAUAAAAAGUUAAUGUAAAUGCAUUAUUCCUUUGGUAUAAUUGUGCAUUACAAUUAUAUAAAUACAAUCAACAUCCUUUAACAAUAAUAAAAUAAAACAAAAAUACAUAUAAGAAGAAAAAAAAUCGAACAUUAUUGGCGAAAAAGUGUGUUUAAAUCUAUAAGUAAUUUUUUUUUUUUUUUUCUAAAUAAAUUUUGCAAAAUUUUGAUAAUUAAAUAUAUAAAAGUAAAAAUAAUAUUAAAAAUAUAAAUAAAAACCAACUCUUCAAAUUUUCCACUCUUGCAUGAAAAAGUUUUAAAAGUGCAUAGCAAUUGAAAUAUGUAGAUUAAAUUUUACAAAAAUUUUAUUGACUUUCGUAUGCUGUUAUGGGAAAAUUCAUCUAGUAAAAAUUAAAAUUUUUAUAAAUUUAUUGUUUGAUUUGAAUUUAAAAAAAAAAAGUAUUAAAGUAAAUAUUUUUUCUUUGUUCUUUUUAAAAAAUUUUUAUUUUUCAUGUGCUAUUACGUUUCCAUUACAAGAAAAUAUUUUUUUUUUUUUUUAUAAAUUCCUUUAAAGUUACAAGAAAAUUAUGUCCCCAACUAAAAAAUCAGUAUUUUGCUGAGAUUUAAUAUUAUAAUAUAUUACGCGUACAUAAUUUAAACUUAUUUUUUUACACAGCAUACCGAUUCUAUAUUGGAUUUUAAUAAUAAAUUGAUUAAAAAAAUUUUUGGAAUACAAGUCGUAACUUUUUACAAAGUUUUUGAUGUAAUUUUUUUAUGAUCAAAAUUCAAACAGAUUGGAUCUCCACAAUAUUUUUUCUCUAUGAAAUUUCCAAUAUAUUUUUUAUUUAUUGCGUAUAUACUAUUGUAAGCUUAAACAAUUGUGCCAAUUAAUAAUAUUGAUCAAAAAAGAAAUAUGAAUAUAAAAAGAUAUGAAAUCCGGUUACAUUGUGCCUUUUGUAACAAUAAAAUAAUAUAAAAAAAAACCAAUUUAUUGCACAUAAUUUUAUUUUUAUUUUUAUAUAUAUGUAUAUAUAUAAGUAUAUAUAUAUACAUAAUUUAUAUUUAAAUAACAUACGUAUAUACAUUUGAAUAUAUUUUUACCAUAUAAUAUUUUUGAAAUGUUAUUUUUCUAAAUAGUUUUUUAUUUUAAAAAAAAAAAACAAAAAAAAAUUUUAAAACGAAAUAUGAAAAUUUAACAUUUUGAAAAUUGUUUUAUUAUAAUUAGCAUAUAUUUUCGUAUGCAAAAUUUAUAAAUCUAAUAAAAAAAUAUUCAUUUCUUAUUUGAUAACAAUUAAAAAAUGAAUAUAAGCUAAUAUAUAUAUAUAUAAGAUGUAUAAUAUAUUAUAUAAAUAAAGUUUGUAUAGAAACAAACAUUAUUUACACGUAAUGUUAGUCAUUUAAGUGUUAUAUAUAAUAACAGUUAUUUUAUUAUUUUAUGUGUGUACAUAUUUUUUAAAUACAUAUUUUAUGGGAUACAUAUACCGAUCACAAAAUUUAUUGAAUAAAAGAAAAAGCCGCAGUCAUUUGAUAUUACAUCUUACUUUUUUUUCAUUUUAAUGUUACAAGUAAUGUUGUAAUAUUCAAAUAUAUUUUAUUUUAAUAUGUAUUUUUCUUAUAAUUUCAAAUACAAAAUUUUUUUUUACACUUCUUGAAAGCAAACGAAUUCAUUUUCAAAUAAGAAAAAUCUACUAAAGUAAAAUUUUUUAAUCAGAUACUAAGAAUUUAAUUUAAUUAAUAAAAAUUCAAUCAAUUCAAUUUUAAUCAUUUGAAAGUUUUUAUAAUUUGAGAAAAAAUAAAACACAUAGAUAUUAUUUUAAGUUUUUCAAUGAAGAAAUCAAAUAAAAAUAAUUGGUGGGUUUCAUUGAAUUCUAUAAAACUUAUAAAAAUUUUUUUAAAGUUGUUAUACAAAAGUGAUCAAAAGAAAAGUACCAUUUUACAUAAUAUUUAUUGUAAAAACGAUGAUUUUUGUGUUUUUUUUUUUUUAUUUUUUUUUUUAUUUUAUAUAUUUCCUCUUCACAAAAAUCAUUUAGUGAUAUAUAUUGAAGAAAAGAAGAUAACAAAUAAAAUAAAAAAAAAUCACAGUAGCGCAAAUUCAUCUAUAAAGAUAAUUUUAUGAUUGCCUAUAAAAUUAAACUUGCGUAUAAUUUUGAUUUUACAAAAUUGAUUUAAUUUAUAAACAAGGAACUUAAUUUUCAUAAAAAUUUUGAAAAUUUGUUUGCCAAUACGUAAGUUGUUUUUUAGCUACUGUGUUCGAUAUAAAAAAUAAUUCUUUUAUUUGCAAGUCAAGUAAUUAUAUUUGUUUUUCUUUUGACUGAAAAAGCACAAUUUUACUUCUUGUUGUGACUUUUUUCGAUUAUUGAAGGCAAAAAAAAAAUUUUUUUUUUUAAAUAACAUUACGAAAAUUAUCAAUAUUUUUGCAUUUACUUAUUUUUUUUUUUAAUAAAUAGUUUAGUAGUUUUACAAAUUAAAAGUUAUAGAACCAAACAAUAAUUAAUGUUUUAUAACUUUUGCAGAAAAUAAAAAAAAGCGAAUAAAUAAACAUUAAAAAAAAAAAAAAGAAAAAUCUAAACACACUUCGUCGAAUUCAGUUUAAUUUCAGUAAAAAAAUUUAAAUAUUUCUAUAUAACUCUAAUUAAAAAUAAAUUGUAUUUUAGUUUUAACUCUUAGUUUUUUGAUUUAAUUCUAUUUUUUUUUUUAGUAGAAUUUCAUGUUAAAAAAAUAAAAAAAAAAUUUUUUUUUAUAGUAAAUUUUUAAAAUAAUUAAGAAAACUUCUUUCAUCAAAUACCACGAAUUUAAUACAACAAAAACGUUUUCAUAAUUGCAUAGUAAAUUUCUUUUGAAUAAAAAUUAAUUCUAUUUGUAUAGUCUACAUGAGAACUCUUAACAUAGUUUUCUUAAGUACUUUUUUAAAUAUCAGAUUAAAUCUAAAAUUUAUUUUUUUCAGAUUUUUAUUAAAAUCAUAAACUACAUUUUUUUGUUAAAAAAUACAGUAAAAAAAAAUUGAAUAAAAUUAUUUUUUUAAAUUUUUUUCUUACAUCUAUUUGAGAUUUUUUUUAUUUUCAAAUAUAUGUAAAUCAAAAUAUAAGGUAUUUUUGUUUUGAUAAAACGCAGAUAAUUUUUUACAAAACAUAAAAAAUUUUAUUUACCGUGUUUUAGGGAUACCACCGUUUUAGGUUUAAUUUGAUGCCUAAAAAAGUUCUCGGUUUUUUGUUUUUUUUUUUUCUAAAUUGAAUUCAAAAAUACAAAAAAAAUUUUAACUUUAUAGAAAUAAAAAAAAUGUUUUGCAUGUUUCUCAAUGUUUAAAUUUCCUUUUUAUUAAAUAUUGUUUGGGUUUUGAUGAUUUUUGUUUUUCUAGUUUUUUUAACAAUUUAUUUUCACGUAUUUUUUAUGGAAUAAAAUUUAUAAAAAUGUGUAAAAUGAGAUAAUAGUAAAUUUAAAGGAUAACUUUUCGCCUCACCAGUAGUUUUUUUUAUUUUUUAUUACAUACAUAUUUUAAAAAGAAAAUAUAUAUGUACAUAAUUUUUAUUUUUGCGUUAAAAGAUAUAAAAAUUAAAGUUUUAUAUAUAUUAUACAUAAUUUGACUUUGAUUUUGUUUGAAAGAUGAUAAAAUUAUAAAAAAAAAUUUUUUUUCUUAAACAUUUUUUAAUAUGCUUUAAAGUUGAUAUACUAUAUAUAAUUAUUUUACAAUUUUUUUUGCUAAUUAAAUAUAAAUUUUUUCUUAAUAAAUAUAUAUUUAUAUAUAUUCAUAUAUAUUUAUGUGUAUAUGUUUAUAUCUAUAUAUAUUUUCUUUUGUACAGUGUUAAAAUAUUUAUUUUUAUCUCUAAAUUUUACAAGAAUUUUUAAGAAAAAUCUUAAUAUUAACAUAAAUUAAUUUUUUUGAGGUGACAAUAUAAAUACACGUCUUUAAAAUUUUUGUUUUGUCGAUUUUUUUCAAAAAUAAUUAAAAAAUUAAAAUUUUUCGUUUUUAAAAAUUGCAUACAUUUGAUAUAAAUUGAAAAGUAAAUUCAAUAAAAAUAAUAAAAUAUAUGUGGAAAUACAUUGUGAAACAUGAAAAUCCUACUAAAAAUUAAAAAUAUUCGAAGAAACAAGGUAGUAAUUAUAGAUCAAAAUAAAAAAUUCAAUAAAAAAAAUAACAAAAUUUAAAAAUUUAAAAAAAAAAAAAUAAAUAAA
Messenger RNA from Condylostylus longicornis, 5913 nucleotides. It is a transcript of the gene sqd, whose product is annotated as RNA-binding protein squid. Bases 139 to 1071 code for a protein of 310 amino acids. The record is from RefSeq and is a predicted model, not a curated record. NCBI's taxonomy places the organism in Eukaryota, Metazoa, Arthropoda, Insecta, Diptera, Dolichopodidae. Gene Ontology annotation, molecular function: RNA binding. Gene Ontology annotation, cellular component: nucleoplasm. Gene Ontology annotation, biological process: regulation of gene expression. The transcript has 5 exons.